CGUAGAACUCGAUAUCACCGGCGAGGUCACACCCGCGACCCACACCCAGAACCAACACAUACGCCCGCACAGAAGAAAGGCAAAGCAAGGGCGCCGUCCAUCGCAUACUUCCACUAUCCCCUGGAUGCCACUCUUAUUCCCCUCCAGCUUCUUCGGGCUCGCCCGAAAGAGGGGCCCUACUUCUUGUCCCCCUCCGAAGUUUGUCGUUCAUUUAGUGCAACGGCCAUUGAAAACUUGAGGGUCACUCAGACGCGGUGUAGACAACAUAGUCUCUUGGGUCUACGCAUACGCGUUGCAGGUCUUCAAGGUUCCGAUUGAAGUCUGCCUCAGGCCUGAUAGAAGAGCAGGAGAGUGCGGUGCAUGUCUCAGUGAACACAUCCUUUAGGUUUGCUUGCAAAGAAAGAGGGGAGUGAGUGGUCGGAGAGCAGUUUGAGGUUGGGAGAGACGGAAGUGUGGCCAGUGAGAUGCAACCGAGGAGUGGGGGUGGAGAAAGACGUUGAGUGAAGAGGAGCGGGGGCUUGCGAGGGAGACGAUAUAAUGUUGGCAGUGUUGCAGAGGCAGCAGGAGCGGCAGUUCGUGGGGGGAGGAAGAGAGUCGCCGUUUAUGAGCGGUGGAGCGGGGGGACUGGCAUCGCUGGACGGGGGAGGUUCGUCGUCGCUGUCGUUGUAUGAAUCGAUGGUAGACUACGUGCCUAUGUCUCAGCAUGUGCAGGCGCAGCAUGCAAUGCGGCGGCUGAACUCGUUCUCGCCCGCGGCGAUGCACGAUGCGGAGGCGCCUGUAGAUGGCGCGUCGGGUGGGGUGUACCAGAGGAGCCACAGCUUCGGGGGUGGGGGGAGCGCGGGGUUGCACGCAUUCAACAAUUUCUUUUCGAGCCCGCCGAGCUCGCCGGUGUCGAGGGGUGAGUUUUCGGGAUUUUCGAUGGCGGACGAGGAGUCGUUGAUUGAGGCGGGGAGCGGGAAGGGGGGCUUCUUUGAGGAGGCGGGGAAGGGAGCGGGUCGAGCGGACCUGCGAGGGCUGAGCUUGGGACCGGCGUCGCCGCUGGGGGCCGGGGGGUCAUCGAUGGGGUCACCGACAUUUUCCGAUGCGCUGUUCAACAAGUUUCUGCCGUCGAACAACGAGGACGAGGAGGCGUGGCCGGUGGUGGACAUGUACGGGUGCGAUCAGUUCCGGAUGUUUGAAUUCAAGGUGAGGCGAUGCAUGAGGGGGAGGAGCCACGAUUGGACGGAAUGCCCGUUCGCCCACCCGGGCGAGAAAGCUAGGCGUCGCGAUCCGCGGCGGUACCACUACUCGGGGACGGCGUGUCCGGACUUUCGGAAGGGGAGCUGUCGGAGAGGCGAUGCGUGCGAGUUCGCGCACGGAGUGUUCGAGUGCUGGCUGCAUCCGGCUCGGUACCGGACGCAGCCGUGCAAGGACGGGCGGAACUGCCGUCGUCGGGUGUGUUUUUUCGCGCACACGCCGGAGCAACUGCGGUUGCUGCCCGCGGCGGCACAGGCAGCGACGACGGGAGGUCGGAGCGGAGGGGGUUACGACGGGUCGCCGCGAGCUGGUGCAGCGGCGAGCUACGAUGGGGCGUUCGGGUACGAGAGCUUAUCUUACGACGGAGCAUCGGGAGUUCACGGUCUGAGCCACUUGUCGGGGUACUCGAGCUCGGCCCACUCGGGUGCAGGGUGUGUGGCGUCGCAGAAUUCGUCGCCCAGGUCGACGCUGGUCGGGCACGCGCAGUACCCGCCGCCGCUGAGCCCUCCGCUGUCUCCGUCGGGGUCGCCUCCGCCGUCGCCUGGGUCGGCUGAGGAAUGGGGGGCGAAUGCGGGGUCAUUUGCGAGCGGGUCGAUGUCAGGAGCACAAUCUGGGAUGUCGCUGCAGGCGACGCUGCAGCAAGCGGCGCAGGCUCGGGGGCUGGGCGGACACGGGCAGACGUCGGCGGUGCCGGCACAUCGGCGGCAUUUGGAUCGUUUGAACUCGAUGCCAACGCUGUCGAUACCGAGCGCGGGAGAGCAUCGGGGGCUGCACUCGGGGAUGCAUCCGGGGUCGGCACCGACGUCGCCAGCGGGAGUGCCGCAGAAGUCGAUGAUGGAGCUGAUCGCGACGCUGCAGCAGUUGGAGAUUCGGGGUGCACCUCCGGCAUCGGCUGCGCAGUGGCUGCAGCAGCAGUACACGACGGGGCCGUCGCCGCUGCGUCGGUGCUCGCAGAGCGUGCCCGGGACGCCGACGAAGGUGUCGGGACGGUGGGAUCAGAAGGAGCGGUGGGAGGUGGAAGAGAACGAGGACGGGGAGCCGGCGGUGCAGCGGGUGGAGAGUGGGCGGGAUCUGCGGGCGAAGAUAUACGGGCGAUUGAGCCGGAGUUCGUUGAACGAGGCGGGGAGCGGCGUGGGGGACUCUCCGGACCUGGACUGGGUGAACGACCUGGUGGAGGAGGAGCCGGAGCAUUCGGCGGGGUGGUGAGGGUGGGGCGGAGGUGGUUUCCGCGGAGGCGCUGGGUUGGGGGCAGGACUGCCAGGCGCACUGGCAGGGUGUAGCGGCAUGCGGUGAUGAAUGCGAGGUGGGGCAUGAGGGAGUGGAGCGGGGAGGGAGUGGGAUUGGCGGAGUUGUCUAUGGAUGCGGAAGUUGGUAGAGGAGGAGGAGGUGGGAGAUAGUGGUGGUGACCGUACGGAUGCGGCUCGGAGAGGCCCUGGUUACGGCGAGAAUAAUGUGGCGUGGAUGCAAGUGGUGUGGAAGAGCUGGUGGCAGGUUGUGUGGAGGAGUGUGAAGGAUCGGAGGUGCGAGGGAGGGGAAAGAGGAUGCGUAUGGGGUGCUGAGGUGGCGCAAUUCGUGUGUGGGAGGAGCGCGGAGCGAUGGUGGGUGGCUGUGGGUGUGAGUAGGAGCGGUACGGUAUUGGAAUUUGGGGCGGGGAGGUGGGAUUGUUGAGUACUUUAGGGGGCGUGCGUGGGGCGGGGGAGGGUGGCAAACGACCAUCCGAAGCCAACGCAGUGGGUUUGUUGAUGAUGUAUACAUAUUCCGAAAUAUUGGAGUGCGUACCUGAGGAGCAGGCGGUGCGGAGGUAGGAGAUUGAAGUAGCGAAGUCAAUUAUUAUUCUGCUCGGUUUUGGCCGCCCCUAAAGGAGCUGGGAGAGGACACGAGACGGGGCGAUACUCAUUUUUUUGGAUUUUUCACGCAAUUUGUGAUUGUAGCUAGCCAGGCUUUUGCUGAUUUACCAAAAGCAGGAUUGUAGUGGUAGAGACGGAGGAGCAUGCAUGUGGAUAACUUUUGUGUACAUGCCAAUGGACUUGAGAUAAUGACGUUAUGAAAACCUGGGAGGUCUUGGAGGGAAGUAGACCUGAGUGGCAGAGGGAGAGUCUAGUCUAGUCACACGACAGAUCGACCUGUCUCAAUUCGAUUGGGAAAGACAAUGCGUCGGUCUCCACGCCUGGAAGGAAAACUGUACAUUCAUUCGUGAUGUCACGAUGACGAUGGCUUUUGUAAUAUACGUUUCUCUGCUCUGCGAAUUGGUUU
Molecule: messenger RNA, 3489 nt
Organism: Physcomitrium patens
Lineage: Eukaryota; Viridiplantae; Streptophyta; Bryopsida; Funariales; Funariaceae
Molecular function (GO): metal ion binding
Source: RefSeq, a predicted model, not a curated record